AUCAGGGUGUUAAAGAGUACCAACAAAACCUUCUCCUGACCUGAACAUCUUGAUGGAUGUCAGUGCAGACUCAGGGAAACGCCCCACCACGACUGGAGGACACGACUUUGAAAAGGAGCUGUCGUUAUCAUAUACCCCUCACGAGACAGACAGUGGCAUCAUUUCCUUACAGGUUUUGGAGUUUAAAACAAUUCUUCAUGAAGCAGUYGAAGAACUACAUAUUCACAGGGAGGCUGAAACUCGGUAUGAAGAGCAGAUUAGUAAACUUGUGUUGGAGAAGCAGGAAUUAGAAUGGCAGAAGGAAUCCCUUCAACAUCAAAUUGACAACAUGGCAAAUCAACAUACGGAGUCUCUUGCCAAUGUUAAAAAACAGUUUCAGUCCAAAAUCAGAGGGGUCGAAGGUGAAAGGGGAAAGCACCAGCUGACAGCCGAGUUAAAGGACAAGGAGAUCAACAGUCUGAAGGAGGAACUGAAAUUGUUCCAGUUGUUCAAGUACAGUUUGGAGAAGAAAUUAAGCGAGCUGGAGCAGAAGCUGCAGCUGCAGACCCAGACCAAAGACAGCCACCUGAAACAACUGGGGGAGGUGGAGAAGAGGUUUGGGGCUCUCUCCAGACAGUGUGCAAUGGUCAAGCAGGCCCACGAGAAGCUGGAGCAAAAUGUUGAAGAUGCCAUGAGACUCAAUAAGAAACUAACUUCUGUCAAUAGAAAACAAGAAUCCACAAUCAUCUCCUUAAAACAGGAUGUGGAGGAACUUAAUAACAAGCUUAUUAAGGCAAAAGUGACAUCUGUGGGUAGAUCUGAACAGAACUGCAACCUCACAGUCAAAGAGCAAAACAUACAGCAACUCCAACACAGGCUGCAUGUGGAAACUGAAAUGAAUAAAAAACUCAGAGAUGAGCAUACAACUGAAAGAAAUGGAAAAAAGGAGGUGAUGAACUCCCUACAGCUUGCCCAGCAGCUUCUGCUGACACAGACUCAGGCUGUGAGCCGAGUGGAGCUGGAGCUUCAAGCACAGCGACAGGAGUACCAGGCCCUUAAAAGAGAACAUGAAGUGAUCCGAGAGAAGAUCCAGGAAAAAGAAGACAGAUUCACUCAUCUGCUGGAGGAGUACAGAAAUUGUAGAAUGAUCUGGGAAAAUGAGAAACUGACAUUACAAGAGAGGAUCCAGUCAGAGCACCAAGACCUGAGAUCUGUAAAGGAGGCUUAUAACCACCUUCAUGAGCAACACACAGAACUAUCAUCCCGUGCUAUACUGCAAGCAGAACACAUACAGGGACUGGAGAGUGGGAUGAAGGACUAUGUUAAAGACAACAAGAAUCCAAUGGGUGAAAACAGAGAUCAAUUCGCUAAGGAUGAAUAUGUCUCAAAGGACGUUUGUAGAGUGGACACAGUUGUAGUGGAUGAAGUGGCUCAAACAGCAGAAAGUGAAUCUACACAGGAGAAUCUAGAUGUUACAGAUGUGUCAGACCAAAGCAGGGAAGUCGGUCCUUCCGGUUGUUCGGAGACUGUGAUUGAUGACUCCCCACAGACAGCCCACUGUAAGGUUAUCGACAGUGUACAGGCCACCCAUGGUACCAAUCCAGAUCGGUCCACAGACGUAGAGGGAGGAAGAAAGAGCUGUCAGGGUGAAGACAAGCCUAGCUCAGUGCUCCAGCCACCAGCAGGAAGUCUGAAGGGGUUGGCUUCGCUCCAGUCUGGAUCUACAGACGGUCUGACCACGGUCACAGACGUGGUCCAUGUGCUGAGUAUUUGCGGAAUAGGAGAAGGUCAGCCAACUGACUCAAACAACAAACGUAGCUCCAGUGAUUUCAAUUAUCCAUUCUGCAGUUUGAUUAAUAAUGUCUGCUCGUCCAGCAACGUCCAUCUGAGCGACAAAGGUGACUCUAUGAGUGGGCUAUCUGGCUUUGAGAACAGUUCUGUUUAUGGUGCGCUAAACAGUGACCCAAUGGCUGGAGGAACAAGGGAUGGAGAGCAAGACCAGAGUGUGUAUACACCAGAGAUGACAACCAGCCAGACAUUUAAUAAACACAGAGGCAGACAGAAAAGCACAUCAUCAUUUCAGGACAUUGACCCAGUCCAAGCUGUGACCCCAUUGGCAGUCUCACAGUCAGAUCCAUGCAACAUUCUCCUUCAGAAGGUCAUUGGAAUCCAUGUAAUAAGAUGUCACACGCCAGAGGCCAAUGAGGUCAACAUCCUUUCAGAGUCACCUAGCAGCUCAUUACCAGCCUCAGCCCAACAACACAGCAACACACACAUUGAGAAUCCGACAGAACAAGAGACAAUCGGCACGUCUUGUCUUCCAUCACAGCCCCUGAACAUGCCACAGCAAAUCAAUCCCCAUGGUGUUGUUGCACAGGACUGUGCUCAGUCUGACUGUAAUAUUGGAACCAAGGAGCCUGACGACAAGCAUGAACAACCAGUUAGAGACUCUGUGCCAGUAACUGAGGAUGCACUCUAUCCUAAUUGUCAGGAAACCUUACCAGAGAGUGGAGAUCUCAAUGUGAGCCCUGAUGRUGGAAACCAUGGAGAUCCUGAACAACCUUCUUCAGAUGUUAGUGUGGACGUUGACGGGCCUGUUGGAUCACAGUCCCAACCAUGUCCAGUGGCUAUGGACUCACCACAGUCUGAGAGGGUUCAUGAAGGCCACUGCUGUAACUCUACAGUGGAGGAGAAGUUGAGACCUCCUCAUGCCAAUGACAAAGAUAUUGAAGUUAAGCACAACAACCCAGCGACCUCCAAACCCCCAAGCGAUGAGACAGAUCUCUCCCCCAAAAGCAAUCAUUCAAAACAAUCUUGCCUGCUGAAAACUGAGGAGAAGACAUCUGAAACCAUUGACUAUUCGUUUCUAGCAAGCAACAAAAGAUAUCGAUCAUCAUUUGAGUUAACUUCCGGGAAGAGGGACAUACAUUCCAGGAACAUGCACAGCAUCGUAAUUAGUCAAACAACUCCGACAUACCAGAUAUCCCCAGUGUCUGACCUGAACACUAAACUGUCCUCUGGAUUCCAAGAGCCUCCUUCUCCAUUCACAAUUCCCAUCUUUCUAAAGGGCAAGCAAAACACCAGAGAUCCAUCAAUGAUGACUAGGUCUGCAGACUCGCACAACCCUCCCAGCCUACUGACGUCCCACACGAGGGAUCAUCAAGGGGAAUGGAAUACCAUUAGAGAGACCUUUUAUGAAAUGUCAGCAGAAAAAGAAAGCAGAGAUCACAUCUCAGUCAACUCUGCUUUGCCCAUCAUCACGACCCCUUCCUCUAUGGGCAGCAGCAAGUUGUGGCAGGACUACCCCAGGACCGUUUCCUCUCCAUGUCUCUCCAACAGCAGCAGGUUGUGGCAGGACCUCCCCAGGACCGUCUCCUCUCCCUGUCACCCCAGCUUCUGCAGAGGAACUGCUUCUGAGGCUUUCCCACCCAGCUCACAGGACGACGAAGAGUCACAGCAAUCCAACAUCAGAGCCCAAAUUGCUCAAAUAGAGCCGUUCCUGUGCUCCGCGAGGUUGAGACUCCCAAAGAAACGCAAAAUGGAUUAAAGUGAAACUAUGCAGUUGUAAAGAAGUACUAGAGUUGAUUUCAUUAAGUUUUUGAUCAUUACAUUAAGUUUACACUAUCAAACUUGUUCAAACUAUCAAAUGUUCUGUUAUUAAGAUUUGAAAACACUUAAGGCAAGAAGGCAUUGUUAAAUUAUUUUAAGUGGUUUCUUGUAUGUAUUUAUUAUUGGGUCUAUAUGGAUUUCACCAUAUUUAUUUAUGAAUCCAUGCUGUUUGUUAUUGACCUACAGUUCUGUAUAUUAAAAGUAGCCAAAUGUUCAGUACCUGGCUUCUUUUAGCUCUAUUGUCAUAGACUUGAGAACUACGUUUGAAAGGAUAGUCAGCAGUAUACAAUACGACGCACUGAAACAGAAAAAUAAAGGUAGCAAGAAAAUUGCUUUGCCUAAUUGUUUACAAGCUAAUUAACUCUUAAUUACUCUACAACCAAUCUUGCAGUGCCUCAGGGGGAAUUUAAUGAAGGAAACGCCACUUGUUUCCWGCAGUAGCACUAACACUGGGCAACUAUAACUUGGGCUAAUUGGAAUACACAAGUAUUAAACAAGAAUCGAUUAGUGCACAUUAACCCAAAUUAACAAAUGCAAAUGAGCUUCUCAUUAAGUUUAUGUCCCUCCUGUUAGGAAGCAGUAGAGACCAUAUGGACACAUGUUAGGGCGAUACAGAUGACAACAUAUAUUGCUCACGGGCCUCACCGGUCAAGAUUAACAAGUGUGGCAGGUUUAGAGAGUAGUGUUGUAAAUAGAGAAUAGAAAACUGGUCUUUCAACACAGCACUUAUACUGUAACCAUGGAUAAUUACGAAUGGGAUGAUCACUUUGAAAUAGAUGCCAGAAGAUGCUGUCAAAUUUACUCGCAAAAAUAUUUUAUAUUUUUGUCUAAUUGAAAUGCAGCAGAAAUGUAUAUGUCUAUUUCAAAUUUGUGUAACUACAAAACCCUGGAAAAUACAAACGGAAAUAGAAUGGCUUUUCAGCCAGUUACCCCUACAGACUCCACAAAGAAAACGAUAAUUCUCGUUUUGCUCCUACAGAUCCUCAGUAGACUUAAUACUCAAUACUCAAGUUGUGUUCCUCAACAAAAUUCAUUGCACAGCUAAAAUCCACACACCUUCAUCAGUAGCACAAGGUCUCGCCAAGCCGAGGUCCGUCUUACUGCACUUACCCAUUAUGAAUACGUCAAAAUGUUAAUGCCCUCAUAAAGAAGUCUUAUGUGUCUCAGCCAGUGGUGGUGACCCCUGUCCUGAAACGGAGGGUGGGAUAUGGGGCAAUAUGGAGAGGGUCAUUUUAAUACACAGCCAGAUUAUGAAGUGGUGGUCCUUUGAAACAGUCAAUUACACUUGAGCGCGGGAGGACGCCAAUGUUAAUUACCAGUUGGUUUUAUAUAGUGUGUAA
This is a messenger RNA of Salvelinus sp. IW2-2015, 4928 nucleotides long. It is a transcript of the gene ccdc73, whose product is annotated as coiled-coil domain containing 73. The coding region runs from base 53 to 3526 and encodes 1157 amino acids. The transcript has 18 exons. Lineage: Eukaryota; Metazoa; Chordata; Actinopteri; Salmoniformes; Salmonidae. The record is from RefSeq and is a predicted model, not a curated record.